This is a messenger RNA of Trematomus bernacchii (emerald rockcod), 2498 nucleotides long. RefSeq names its product syntaxin binding protein 2 (gene stxbp2). Gene Ontology annotation, molecular function: syntaxin-3 binding. NCBI's taxonomy places the organism in Eukaryota, Metazoa, Chordata, Actinopteri, Perciformes, Nototheniidae. The coding region runs from base 66 to 1844 and encodes 592 amino acids. Gene Ontology annotation, biological process: intracellular protein transport; neurotransmitter secretion; vesicle-mediated transport. Gene Ontology annotation, cellular component: plasma membrane; secretory granule. The transcript is spliced from 19 exons. The record is from RefSeq and is a predicted model, not a curated record.
GCUAGAUCCGAUAUAUAACAACAAGGAAGUGACCGAGCGACCAGCAGCAGCAGACUGCUGUCAAGAUGGCACCGAGUGGGCUGAAAGCGGUAGUAGGAGAAAAAAUCCUCAAUGGGGUUAUCAAAAGUGUGAAGAAGGAUGGAGAAUGGAAGGUUCUUAUCGUGGAUCACAUGAGCAUGCGAAUUCUGUCCUCUUGCUGCAAGAUGUCUGACAUUCUGGCAGAAGGGGUUACCAUUGUGGAGGACAUCAAUAAACGAAGGGAGCCCAUCUCUAGUCUCGAGGCUAUUUACUUGAUUUCACCCGUGGAGAAGUCAGUCCGUGCUCUCAUUAACGACUUCAAAGAUGCUGCCUUAACUUACAAAGCAGCACACAUCUUCUUCACUGAUACUUGUCCGGAUGGUCUCUUUGCUGAGAUUGGGAGAUCCAGAGUUUCCAAAGUCGUCAAGACUUUAAAAGAGAUUAAUGUUGCUUUCCUGCCGUAUGAGUCUCAGGUUUUCUCUCUGGAUGAUCCGUCCUCCAUGUUCUCCUUCUAUAGUUCUAAGCCAAAUGAAGACAAAGGGAAAAUGAUGGAAAUUCUGGCGGAGCAGAUUGCAACCCUGUGUGACACACUUAAGGAGUACCCUGCAAUCCGUUACCGCAAGGGGCCGGAGGAGAAUGCUAGACUGGCUGAAGAGGUCUACCAGCGCCUUACUGCUCACAAAGCAGACAACCCAAGCAUGGGAGAGGGUGCAGACAAGGCUCGGUCCCAGCUUCUGAUUGUCGAUCGUGGGUUUGAUCCCAUCUCACCCAUCCUACAUGAGUUGACCUUCCAGGCAAUGGCGUAUGACUUGCUAGACAUCAAACAGGACAUCUACAGUUAUCAGACAACUGGCAUUGGGGAUUCAAAUAACAGAGAAGUGUUAUUGGACGAAGAUGAUGAGCUCUGGAUCCAGCUCAGACACAUGCACAUUGCUGACGUCACUAAGAAAGUGACGGAGCUUCUUCGCUCCUUUUGUGAGAGCAAGAGAAUGUGCACUGACAAUUCCAACAUAAAAGAUCUCUCUCAGAUGUUAAAGAAGAUGCCACAGUACCAAAAGGAGCUGAGCAUGUACUCUACUCACUUGCACCUUGCCGAGGCUUGUAUGAAGAAAUUCAAGGCGUCUAUCGAUAAGCUUUGUGAAGUGGAACAGGACUUGGCAAUGGGAGCAAAUGCAGAAGGGGAACCUCUUAAGGAUGCCAUGAAGAGCAUUGUUCCUGUGCUCCUCAACAAUGAAAUUGAGGUCUAUGACAAAAUCCGCAUCAUACUGCUCUACAUAUUCUACAAGAAAAAAGGCAUUGGGGAGGAGAACCUUGCCAAGCUCAUCCAGCACGCAAACAUACAGGCCGACAGCAACAUCAUCACCAACCUGCAGAACCUGGGCUGUAACCUGAUAGCUGGGGGCCGCAAUGCAGGGAACACGCUGCCAGAUCGGAAAGAGCGCACGGAGAGCACGUACCAGCUCUCUAGAUGGACACCCAUCAUGAAAGACGUCAUGGAGAAUGCCAUAGACGACAAACUGGAUAGAAAGCAGUGGCCCUUCCUCUCUGACCCCGCUCCCAUCAACACAACUCAGACUGCAGUCAGCAGUGCACGUUUUGGACACUGGCACAAAAAUAAAUCUCCGACAGAAUAUCGCACUGGCCCUCGGCUGAUUAUAUUUGUGAUCGGUGGAGUGUCUCAAUCGGAGAUGCGCUCCGCCUAUGAAGUCACUCGAGCCACUGAUGGGAAAUGGGAAGUGCUAAUUGGGUCUUCUCACAUCCUGACUCCAACAAGCUUCCUCAAUGACCUGAAGAGUCUGGACCAAGUUCCCAAUCCUGAUAGUUAGAUAGUUCACCUGAAACAGGGAAAGAUACACUGGAAUAAGGGUUUAGUCCUGCAUUUGAGAGGCUGGUUACUUGCAUUCUGUCGCAGCAUCUUCCACGUCUGAAGUGAAGCAUGGGGAGAAAUCUUAGAUGUAGCCAUGAAUGGAAACAUUUGUGAUUCUUUGUUUUGUUUUAGAAAACUAUUUGUAUUAGUUUGUUGUAAAUGGGGUUCCGUAUGCUACUGUGAUUAAAAUUAUAUAAAAUAUUUAACUAGAUAGAAUUAAUAUUUUGAUUAUUUAACUGUUGUGAUUCAAAUUCUUAUUUUUGUUACUACAAUAUAUGAUUUCCCUAAUUUGUGUAAAAAAUUUGCAGCACUCCCACAAAACCUGACCAUCUCACACCAAAAAUCAAUCAAUAUAUUUUGACUUGACUAUAAGUCUGUAGAAGUAUGCAUCGUAUAUUCAGUGGCAAGUGUGAAGUGCCUUUUUUCCCCUCUAGGUACCUUUUUUCCCAUGUUUGUGGUCAAUUCAUCUCAGAAUGUAAUAUCUCCACUGCUGUUUUAUGAAGGCUUGAAUGUUUACCAUAUUCUUUAAUAUAUUGCUGGGAGCAAGUGUGAUGGCUGUGUUUCUUUGUUGUUGAAAAAUGAGUAAUACAAUAAACAUGAUAUCAACUUUAAA